Molecule: messenger RNA, 852 nt
Organism: Linum tenue
Lineage: Eukaryota; Viridiplantae; Streptophyta; Magnoliopsida; Malpighiales; Linaceae
Source: the annotation of a GenBank genome assembly
UACAAUAUACAUCACCACCCAAACACCUCUUUCCUGUUUUCUCAACCGAGCUACAAUGUUCCUCACCACUUUCAACCCUACCACUCACACACCUCUUUCCCGUUUUUCGAACCAAGCUACAAUAUCCCUCACCACCCGCUUGCCUCUUCCCCAUCUUUUCCCUCGAGCAACAACAACCUUCAUUUUUUCCAAUAUCACACCGACGGUCCAUCUACCUCCAUCCCUUCUUCUGAACUGAACAAUAACGAGGUCUUCACUGAUGAGAGUGAGGAGGAGGAGGAUGUUGACGAUGAUGGAGUUGCUGAUGACAAAGUUCGCUUCAGUGUCAAGGACGAGGAAGUUUAUCGGGUUUUGGAGAUCCUCACCAAAGAAACAAGUUGUCCUAGAAAAACAGCUAAAACAACAUGGAAAUGGGUCGGGCUACGCUAUAUGAUCGACGACGAUUUUAUCAUGGAGUUUAGCAAGUUGAAACCCAAAUUCAAGGAUGCCUAUGUGGAAUCGAUCAUAAGGUACAACAUUCUGAUUGUACCAUUUUGGGAUGUAGUCACAAAUAAGAUGAAAAGGCCCUUUAAAAGAGUCAAGUUGGUGAAGAGGAAACUACUACGACGUCAACCACUCGAAGUUGGAGGGUACUUCUUGGAUACGGAUUCCUCCAUAAGAAAUGGCUACAUAUACGUAGGACUAGUGUUGAGGAACCAUAUUGGAAGAGUGUUGUGGACUCACACGGUAAUCGAACACAACCCAACUAGGGAUAUGAUAAUCCAUCCACAAGUGGCAGAGCAAAAUGGGAUCUUCCUUGCAUGCAGGGCAUUGAAAGAAGAGAAGCCAAAUUUGGUUAAAAAUAUAAGUGAG